Panicum hallii is the source of this 1671-nucleotide messenger RNA. RefSeq names its product putative nuclease HARBI1. The record is from RefSeq and is a predicted model, not a curated record. The transcript is spliced from 2 exons. NCBI's taxonomy places the organism in Eukaryota, Viridiplantae, Streptophyta, Magnoliopsida, Poales, Poaceae. The coding region runs from base 290 to 1573 and encodes 427 amino acids.
GUGAAAUCGGAUGAUACCUUGAAGUUGGGAGCGUGGUUCUAUGAUGCAAUCGAGCUGAGCAUUUACGGAGGUUAUUUGUGAUGUGUAACCAAACUUUGUUGUUGUGUUUCUUGUACGUAAGUCAAGUAUCCGGAAAUUCUUUGUGUAACCAACGUUUUCUGAAGCUCACCACCAACUAGAGCGGUUUAUAUUCAUAUGCAAGUUGUCUUGGUCUGAACAAGUUGGUAUUGUAGUAUUGAAUUUGCAAGACAAGCCUUGAAUUUGUGGCCCGCUCAAGUUGUUGUCGACGAUGUGGAGCCAUUACAGAGCGCGUCGCCGAGCUGCUGAGCGGCAACGCUUGGCCACUGAGGAUAACAAAAUGUGCCUAGCAACACUAGCGAGCAUGGGUGAGGACGAGAAUGAAGAACGUGUAUACAUUGGUUCUGUUCCUGGUCGUCGGACCAUUCCACGCGAUCGGUACAGCGGUUAUAUCCGAUUGAUGGAAGAUUAUUUCGUUGCAAAUCCAGUGUAUGGGGAAAACUUGUUCCGUCGCAGGUUUCGGAUGAGACGGACAAUGUUUGAUGACAUAUUGGCUCGUGUCCAAGAAAGAAAUGUAUACUUCAGACUUCGACACAAUGCAGCUGGUCAGGCUGGGUUUCAUCCAAUUCAGAAAGUUACAGCUGCUUUGAGAUUACUUGCAUAUGGAGGGUCGGCGGAUCGGCUUGAUGAGUAUAUUCGCAUGGGCGAGAGCACGAUCAUGGAAACCUUGCAGCACUUCACUCGUACAAUAGUCGACAUCUAUGGUCCAGAGUUCUUGAGGCAGCCAAAUGACAAUGAUAUUACCAAACUUCUUGCUGUAGCAGAACAAAGGGGAUUCCCGGGAAUGCUCGGAAGUAUAGAUUGUAUGCAUUGGGAAUGGGAGAACUGCCCUACAGCUUUACAAGGUCAAUAUCGAGGUCAUUUCAAGAAACCAACACUAAUUUUAGAGGCAGUGGCAAGUCAUGACUUAUGGAUAUGGCACGCGUUUUUCGGAAUGCCGGGUUCUUGUAACGACAUAAAUGUGCUGCACCGAUCCCCUGUAUUUGACAGGAUUUCUAGUGGGAAUGGUCCUGAAGUUCAUUAUGCUGUCAAUGGUAGAGAGUAUAAUAUGGGGUACUACUUAGCAGAUGGAAUAUACCCACCAUGGGCAACUCUUAUAGGUGGUAUAUCAAUUCCGAAAUCUAAUAAACAGAAAUUAUUUACGGAUUUGCAAUCUGCUUACCGAAAAGAUGUUGAGUGCGGGUUUGGUAUCCUUCAAGCUAAGUUCCAUAUCAUUAAAAGGCCCUCAAAGAUUUGGUCACCUGAGGACAUGAAGUUUAUAGUUGAUUGUGUGAUCAUUUUGCACAACAUGGGAAUCAAAUUUGAGCAAGAUGUUGGCCAAUUGCGUAUUGAGGACUAUGAGGGUGCUACACAACCAAACAUCUCUGCUAAUAGAAAUGUACCAGAAGUCGAAGCUCUGAUCGAUGCUCACCGGCGCAUAAGAAGCCGUCUGGCCAACGAACAACUCAAGUUAGAUUUGGUCGAACAUGUUUGGAACCAUUAUGGAAGAAGCUAGGAAUGUAGUAGAACGGUUUAUGUACUCUGUAAUUGUUGAACUAACAUAAACAACUGCUUCUGGCCUUUUGUGUAAUCCAUGCUCUACCUUGGCAGUCC